Molecule: messenger RNA, 2520 nt
Organism: Triticum turgidum subsp. durum (durum wheat)
Lineage: Eukaryota; Viridiplantae; Streptophyta; Magnoliopsida; Poales; Poaceae
Source: the annotation of a GenBank genome assembly
AUGGAAGAUUUCUCACCGAGGACUCUGCUCGAUAGUAUCUCGCACCUUAGUGCCUUGACUUCUGAUGGCUCUACUGCAAGGCCCAAGCCUAUUCAGAACUACUGCCAAAACGUAUGCGAUAUAUCAAGCAUCGUGAGCCCUCUCAUAGAAGAUAUAUGCAAGUCUCCUGAAGAGCAACUCAAUGAGGUGUUAAGGGAGCUUGACACUGCUAUAAACGAAGCUUCAGGGCUUAUUGGGAACUGGCACCAAACGACCAGCAAAAUAUACUUUGUUUGGCAAAUUGAAUCAGUGAUCUCGGAUAUUCAGGGAUGCUCCCUUCAAUUGUGCCAGCUUGCUAAUUCUUUAUUACCUUCUCUGACUGGAUGUGCUUGCAUUUGUAUUCAGAAACUCCAGGACAUCGAUUAUGAGCACAUGUUUGAUUUGGCGAAGGAGGUCGCAACGAAGUUAAAUGGGAAUGAUACACAAAGUCCCGAGAAUCUGUCGAUAGUAUCAAGUUCAUUAAGUCUGUCAACUAACCUUGAAUUAUACAUGGAAGCUGUUUCCCUCGAGAAUCUGAGAACAAGGGCAAUGCGCAGUGAGAACCGUAAAGAACUCGAGCUUGCUGAGGAGAUGAUUCCAAUGGUCAACUAUAUGCACGAGCGCCUUCUCAGGGAAACACAGUUGCUUAACAUCAACGGGGUACCCAUUCCUGCUGAUUUCUGUUGCCCACUUUCCCUGGAGCUGAUGUCUGAUCCUGUUAUUUUAGCAUCUGGUCAGACCUAUGAGCGGGUUUAUAUCAAGUUGUGGCUCGAUGAAGGUUUUACUAUCUGCCCGAAGACACGCCAAAGACUUGCUCAUUCUAAUUUAAUUCCUAACUAUACUGUGAAAGCUUUGAUAUCCAACUGGUGUGAGUCACAUGAUAUUAAGCUACCUGAUCCUGUGAAAUCCUUGAAGUUGAACUUUCCGUCAGCAGCCUCCUCCCUUCAAGAUUUGAGCGCCACAGGCAACAGUCCUCUACAUCCUAGUGCUGGUAGGGGUAAUAUUCCUGGGUCCCCAGAAGCUGACCUGUAUAUGAGAAGCCUGAAUAGAGCAUCUCCUUCCCACAGUGCGGUCCACCAGAACUCUGAUGCACUUGUGAACCGUCCUGGCCAUGAGGCAUCCACCAAUCAGUCUUCAGACUAUGCAAAUGGCUCCGCGCCAGAUAUUUCAAGGCUAUCUGUUGCGAGUUCUGAAGCAAGAGAGUCUGGUUUUGAAGAAAGGCAUGCUGGUUCCAAUGUACAAACCUCAGAACAAUCGACGGAGGAAACAUUUGAAGCAUCUCUUUUGAACGGUGAUUCACAGGACCAUGUAGGCAGCUCUUCUGUUAAUGGGAGUCUUCCUAAUAGCGGUCAGCUUGAUGGGGAAUGUGACAAUGCCAAUGGGAUGGUACGAGUUCCAGGUGAUAGGACAAAUUACAGUAGUGAUGCAUCUGGAGAAGUUGCUGACGGUGGGCCUUCUGUCUCUUCCGCCCCUCAAAGGGAAAAUGUAAUGCUCCCAAGAUUGGGUGAUCUCCGCAUGAGAGGGCAAUUUGUUCGGCGGCAACCAUCUGACAGGGGAUUCCCUAGAAUAACAUCUCCCUCGUCCAUGGAUGCCCGAGGUGAUCUUUCUGCCAUCGAGAAUCAGGUACGCAAGCUAAUUGAUGAUUUGAGAAGCGAUUCCAUAGAAGCUCAGAGAUCAGCAACGUCAGAGAUCCGCCUUCUAGCUAAGCACAACAUGGAGAACAGGAUUGUCAUUGCAAAUUGUGGGGCUAUAAACUUGCUGGUUGGUCUCCUUCAUUCAACAGAUGCCAAAAUCCAAGAAAAUGCAGUGACAGCCCUCCUCAAUUUGUCAAUCAAUGACAACAAUAAGAUUGCCAUUGCGAGUGCAGAUGCUGUUGAUCCUCUCAUCCAUGUCCUGGAAACAGGGAACGCUGAAGCUAAAGAGAAUUCAGCGGCUACUCUGUUCAGUCUCUCGGUUAUUGAAGAGAACAAGGUGAGGAUUGGACGGUCUGGUGCCGUCAAGCCUCUCGUGGACUUGCUGGGAAAUGGGACUCCGCGAGGGAAGAAAGAUGCAGCCACCGCUUUGUUCAAUCUGUCGAUACUCCAUGAGAACAAGGGUCGCAUUGUGCAAGCUGAUGCUGUGAAGUACCUAGUCGAGCUUAUGGAUCCUGCUGCUGGCAUGGUCGACAAAGCCGUAGCCGUCUUGGCAAACCUUGCCACGAUACCAGAAGGGAGGACCGCGAUCGGGCAGGCCCGUGGUAUCCCAGCCCUCGUCGAAGUCGUCGAGCUGGGUUCAGCACGGGGAAAAGAAAACGCUGCCGCGGCGUUGCUUCAGCUAUGCACAAACAGCAAUAGGUUCUGCAGCAUAGUUCUCCAAGAGGGCGCCGUGCCUCCUCUAGUUGCGCUGUCACAGUCAGGAACACCUCGGGCAAGAGAAAAGCGCAGGCUCUUCUCAGCUAUUUCCGCAGCCAAAGACAUGGGAACUCGGCGAGGAGAUGAUGAUGUUAGCAUCAUAAUUUUGUAG